Messenger RNA from Calliphora vicina (urban bluebottle blowfly), 547 nucleotides. Its product is annotated as lectin subunit alpha-like. Lineage: Eukaryota; Metazoa; Arthropoda; Insecta; Diptera; Calliphoridae. The record is from RefSeq and is a predicted model, not a curated record. Gene Ontology annotation, molecular function: signaling receptor activity. The transcript has 3 exons. Bases 7 to 546 code for a protein of 179 amino acids.
GUCAACAUGAAGCAAUUCAAAAUUUUAAGAAACUUAACAAUUUUCUUUUGUAUUUUUAUAAAAAUCAUGGAAAGUAAGCCGGUGGACAAAUGGUAUAAAGAAAAUGAUUUUUCACCAUUUUUCAUAGAGACAGAAAUAAAGUACAAUUGGUUUGAGGCCUGGAAUGAAUGCUCAGCCAAAAAUAUGUCCUUAGUAGCUGUGGAUACCAAAGAGAAAAAUGCCGCUUUGGUGAAGAUUUUAAGCACAAAAUUUGAUAAACACUCCAACAUUUGGAUUGGUGGCAAUGAUUUAAGCGAUAAUGGUUCAUUUAUUUGGUACCCAACGGGCAAACGUUUUGAAUUCACUAACUGGAGCGAAGGCAAUCCAGAUCAUUACACGAAUCUGGAACAUUGUGUGCACUAUUUCGAUCGUACUGAAUAUGAGUGGAACGAUGCGAAUUGUAUGCAAAAAAUGGGUUUUAUCUGUGAAGAAAAUCGUUUCAUGCUUGAAAUGCGCAAAAAUUUAGCUAUAAAAAAGAAUUUUAUCGAUCAAUUGUUUUUACUUUGAA